Molecule: messenger RNA, 1506 nt
Organism: Impatiens glandulifera
Lineage: Eukaryota; Viridiplantae; Streptophyta; Magnoliopsida; Ericales; Balsaminaceae
Product: tubby-like F-box protein 11
Exons: 6
Coding region: 275-1462 (395 amino acids)
Molecular function (GO): protein binding
Source: RefSeq, a predicted model, not a curated record
CGCAGAAAAGGAGGAGGAAUAGAAGAUUUCUAUUGCUUGGCUCUCAUGGAGCUUCUUCUUCUUCUUCUAGCCGGUAGCAGUUUCAGCUCAUCAGUUAAUUCAAGCUUUUUAAGGCGUUUCAUCUCUGGCGGAAAGUGAAAAACGGUUGUAAAUUUUGAAAAAACAAGAGAAAACAUGUUCAUCACCUUGAAUAUAGUCGAAUUUCUCUUGUAUUUGCAUCGUUUAGGAGUUUAGGAACAUCUAAGUUUGGAGAGUUUUAGUUGUUAGUUAGGAUAUGAAAUUUGGCCGUGCGUAUAGAUCGAGGUCGCUCAAGGUUGUUCAGGAUUGUUCUGUUUCACUGGCUCCUCCUCCACCUGAUAAGGAGAAGGAUGUAAUUAGACAGAGUUGUUGGUCGAAUAUGCCGCAGGAGUUGUUGAUUGAGGUAUUAGCGAGGAUAGAGGCGUCGGAAAACAGUUGGCCUCUGAGAAAGAAUGUGGUUGCUUGUGCCGGAGUUUGCCGGAGUUGGAGAGAAGUUAUGAAAGAGAUUGUUAGAACACCGGAGAUCUCUGGAAAGUUAACCUUCCCAAUUUCCGUUAAGCAGCCUGGUCCAAGAGAUUCUCUUUUCCAGUGUUUUAUAAGACGGAAUCCAUCUACACAAACAUUCCGUCUUUACCUUAACUUAACUCAAGCACUUGCAGAUGAUGGGAAAUUCCUGCUGGCUUCUCGAAAAUUCAGGCAUGCCACCUGCACCGACUACUUCAUCUCAUUGAAUACUAACGAUAUGUCAAGAGAUAGUCGUGCUUAUGUUGGGAAACUAAGAGCCAAUUUCCUGGGAACCAAGUUCACAAUAUAUGAUAGCGUUCCACCUCAUGCGGGAGCAAAAAUGUCAAAGAGUUGCUCUGCUAAGCUUGUAGGUUCAAAACAAGUGUCCCCCAGAGCUCCUGCAGGCAAUUAUCCAGUGGCUCACAUCUCCUACGAGUUGAAUAUGUUGGGUUCCAGGGGUCCAAGAAGAAUGAACUGCGUGGUGGAUGCAAUUCCUGCUUCAGCUAUUGGACCUGAAGGAAUGGCUCCUACUCAGACUGAGUUCCCUCAUAGCAAAAACAAUGAUUCAUUGACUCAACCAUCUUCCCUAUCAAAAUCAAUCUCUAUGGAGAACUCCUCUUCUUCUAGUGGACAUUACUUGAAUCUUCUUGAUAGAGACAAUAACAAACCACUGGUACUGAGAAAUAAGUCUCCAAGAUGGCAUGAACAGCUUCAGUGCUGGUGUCUGAAUUUUCACGGAAGGGUAACAGUUGCUUCGGUUAAAAAUUUCCAGUUGGUGGCUUCGGCUGAUCAGAAUGGUCCAGAACAAGAGAAUGUAAUCCUCCAGUUUGGAAAAGUUGGGAAAGAUGUGUUUACUAUGGACUACAGAUACCCAAUAUCAGCAUUCCAGGCGUUUGCAAUUAGCCUUAGCAGUUUUGACACCAAGAUUGCUUGUGAAUGACACAAAAUUCGCUGCUGUUGUCGUCACCUUCAGAGCAGGUUUGU